AUUGUUGAACCACCAACCAUGGGGAUCUUUCAAGUUGGCUUUGUAGUGGUAUUUGCAAUUGGAUCUUUUGUUGCAGAAUGGGGAGUAAAUGCAGCAGAUGAUUGGAUCCCAAACAAGUUCAGGAUACAGAGAGACGUGGUUCAAAUUCCUACAUUCGUUCCCAGUGUUCCUGCAUUUGUUCCGUCUAAGUUCCCACCUCAGUUUACUGUCCAGACACCAGUUAAGACUGAAUAUAGAGGUCCUGUCCAGGAUCUUUUGGAUGUUCAGACAAAAGAAUUGCUGCAGGGUCCAGUUCCAUCCAUAUCAUGGACAUUUCCAAGUGUAAAACCUAAACCACAACAGCCAGAUAUUCCUUUUGAGUUGCGCCAUCCUUUACCUGCUAACAGUGUAGCAGCUCAGUGUAGCGAGCGUUUGAUCCGCGUGGAAGUUUUGGAGGACUUCUUUGGUACUGGAAUGCUAAUGAUGCCAACUGCUUUCUCACUGGGAGGAUGUGCACCAAUUGGAGAAGACCCUACUGCUAAAGUGGUUAUCUUUGAGUCAGAGUUGCAUAAAUGUGGAAGCACAACUGUAAUGACUGAGAAUGAGCUUGUCUACACCUUCAAUCUUAUCUUCACCCCACAAGAUGCUCCAGCUAGUGCUCCUAUUGCCAGGAGCAGUGGUGCAGUCGUUGGUAUUCAGUGUCAUUAUCCAAGACUCAUCAAUGUGACCAGCAAUGCCUUAUUGCCCACUUGGCUCCCAUAUGGUGCUACCAUGGUUGCAGAGGAGCUUUUGGUCUUCUCCCUCAGGAUCAUGACUGAGGACUGGCUAUAUGAGAGGCCUUCCAACGAGUUCUUCCUGGGUGAUUUCAUUAAUCUUGAGGCUUCAGUAAUGUCAUACAAUCACAUUCCUCUGCGAGUGUUUGUUGACAGCUGUGUGGCAUCUUCUGAUCCUACUGUUGCUAAUGCUCUCCGAUACUCCUUUAUUGAGAAUAAUGGAUGUCUAGUUGAUUCUAAACUCACAGGCUCUAGCUCUAAGUUCAUGGCUCGGACUCAAAUGGACAAGCUGCACUUUCAGUUGGAGGCCUUCAGAUUCCAGCAGGAUCUUACAGGAGUUAUCUACAUCGCUUGUGUCCUCGAAGUGGCAGCAGCAUCAGUUCCCACUAAUGUGGAGCAAAAGGCUUGCUCUUACUCCUCCUCUAAUGGGUGGUUGUCUGCUGAUGAUGAUCAUCUGGUGUGUGGCUGUUGUGACUCUACCUGUGGUGAACAGACUGAACAGCUUAAUGUUGCUCCAAAGUGGGAUGCUGCAUUUGUUGGACCCAUCAGCAUCAAGGAGUUUGCUUAUGGUCCAAUGUAAUGUACCAAAAUGGAGAAAUAAAGUCUUUAACUGUUUUGAAAA
This is a messenger RNA of Danio rerio (zebrafish), 1374 nucleotides long. RefSeq names its product zona pellucida glycoprotein 3e (gene zp3e). Lineage: Eukaryota; Metazoa; Chordata; Actinopteri; Cypriniformes; Danionidae. The record is from RefSeq and is marked provisional. Gene Ontology annotation, cellular component: egg coat; plasma membrane. Gene Ontology annotation, molecular function: structural constituent of egg coat. Gene Ontology annotation, biological process: positive regulation of acrosome reaction; binding of sperm to zona pellucida; egg coat formation.